AAUUAUCCUCAAUCUGUCAGAACUAAUGUGGCCAGCCCCGAACUCCUUACAGGCAUGGUUCAUGUUUCUCUCUCCAGCCAUCCCAAAGCCUCUUGACCAAGGCUUCCGGGUAGCCGUCAUAGCUUCGCUCAUCAGCGGUGUGAUCAUUUUGAGCAUGUCUAUCUCCUUCGCUGCAUGCUGCCUGCGUGACCGGCUGCUGAGAAACCGUGCACGGCUGGAGCGCAGGGAGGAGCAACAGCUCAGCAGGACGGGCUGGGGGGGAAGGCAAGCCGAUACCCCAAACAAGGAAAUGGAGAAGCAACAAGGAGCUUUGGGGAAACUGAAGCACCACUGCAGGCUUGAUUACCGCAUCUCCACCCUCCGUAGUUCUGUGUACCCUGGGGCGCUGGCAGGGUGCAGUAACCAGGGGUUCCAAAGGAGUCUGGAGAAUUCACACCAGCCAACCAUGCCAAAUUUGUGCUCUGAAAUCCAUGUCUUCCCAAAAGUGGUUCUGCGACCAGGUAUAACAUCAUCUGCCUCUUCCAUGUACAUUCAUUUGCCCCAGAAGCCAAGCGAUAUCUCCCUGGCUAUCACGCCUUGUCGUGCCAGCUCCCCCAGAGACAUACCCACAGCCUACUAUAGACGAUACGAAGACCAUAAGCCAGUAUUGAUAGAGACCAGCUUGCAGUUUUAAGCCAUUACCCAAUUCCUUGGAAGUUUGCCGAGCUCAGCCAGGAAAGUCAUACGAGCGAAUCCCUAGGACUGGAUUUUCAAGUGGUCUAUUGCAAGCAGGAGGAAAAGGCUGACAUUUCCUGUUGAAAGGAUAUUGAAACCCACUCCUGAUUUCUUCUGCACCCAGGCUCUUUACAUGCUUGUUUAAAUGCAGGCUCGUGUGUGAUACAUGGACCUUGAUUGUUUUCGUGAGGAAGUGUGCAAGGGGAAGUCUCAGCAGCUCCAGAUUACAAGACAGCCUGAGCACAUGUAGGCAUUUCAUUUCACACCAUUCUGACCAGCUACUCUGUGGGUAAGUUUAAGUCUAAGAGAAGUUAAGAUGCCCAUCUGUAACAGUACACUGGGCUACGAGCCACCUUGUAACCUCUCUGCCUCCACCCCUGCCAUCCUCAGCAAGGAGACUUGCUUGUACUCAAUUGAGUGUCAGUUCCUGUGACACCACAAGCCUGUUAGCUACCCACAUUCUCUUCUGUGCGAUGGCAGCCCUUGCUGUGCCUUGCAGGGUCACAAUAAACAUACCCCAGGCAGUUGAGCCCCCUGACACAUUAACUCUGUAGCUGAACACUCACAAAUAUCAGCACUGCUGUCCUCAAGGAAACAGGGCACAUCCCAGCUUGUAUAAUUCAACUCAAAAGGAUCAGGUCCUUGGAUAAUACUACAGCACUGAGAUGUGUUUAUUGUGAAAAACAAUUGUAUUAACAGGGUUCUGGCUUCAAGAGAAUAAUGAGGAUAAUGAGAAUAAAAGGGUUACACAGAAAAACAAACAAUUUCUAGUGGCUAAUCCUAACAGGCUUGCCUCUGACUAAAGUUUCUCACUGCAAAUGUCCUUGGCAGAAUUUCAGCCAAGCUUGGUUUAGAUCCAUUUUCAUUAAAUUAAUUGCACUGCCUGAUUACUUCCUAGGUGCAGGAUAGAAGGGUGUCCUCAUUUUGCCAAAGUUCACAGUCUGUUCUCAGAGACAGUAACCUCCUGCCCAUCAUUUAUUUUCCUGAAGACUGCUUCUUCCCCAUGGACUGCACAUACCUGUACCAGGGCUUUUGUUAUGCUGCUUCACAAAGCCAAUCAAGAAAUAGUUCUGGAAGAAAAUGUGUGUCAACUCACUUGAUACAGACUUUAGGACCAUAUUUUCAGCGUACAUCUAUAACUCCUUCCUAGUAUCUGUAGAUACAUUUCAUUAUAUUCAUGACCAUUGGUAUCCUGCUGUCAUGACAUUCUCUGGUGAAACAGAAUGCACAUAUUGGGACCAGGAUAUUCUUGCAACCCCCUGGCCAGUUGGCACUGAGGGAUUGCUGGGUUGCAUCAACAAUUGCCAACAAAAAGUGUCUAGAGAGGAAUACUUUUGGAGCUGGGAGAAGUAACUAGAAACACCCAAAUACUAGUUUAGGCAUGUAGUUUGUGACUAAAGGAAACUAAAAGGGGUUUUCAUUUUAAUAUUUUUCUUUAUAUCUUAUCACUUCUGCACAGAGAAUCUCAAGGGCAAACGUCAUAUAGCAACAAAUGCAAAAGGAAAAAUGGGUUGUGUCCUGUUUGGUUUUUCAUGAAGGGAUCGUAAAAGAUUAAUUCAUUCCCCCAAUAUUUUUCUUUGUAGACUAGAAAAAUCCCACCACAUCUAGUCCACCAGACACAAUGAGGACAAGCAACAUUAACAUUUUGAUUAAAGAAACCUUUGUUAGUCAUUGAAGUUACCCCAAUGUUGUAAACAGGCCAGCUAAAGAUCCCUUCCUCUCUCACUAGCUCAGAUUUUCUGAUGGUAGAGUCAUAAUCUCAUUUCUUCAAUUAAAGUGAGAGCUAACAAUAUAUUUCUUUGGGCAUGUAAGAGCUUCUCCAGUAAAGCCAAACAGACUAGAUCUGUUGUAGCUACUAUUUCUCAGUUUAAAAUAUGCAGAGGUAAAAAGAAAAGCAAGCUGAGGAAUGCCCACCUUCCAAGUCCCCCUCACACUGAAAAAGGAGCAGAAAAAGGGCUGAAACUCAAUUUUAAAAAUAAUCCUUUGCAGGUCCCCAUUUUGUUAAAAAAGUUUAGACACUAAUGAGAUUGUGUCCACAGCUGUGCUGUAGGAGAAAUUAUAAGUCAUCCUUCUGAAAGCAUUACUGUUUGCUGGGGAAACGACUAGACAAGCUGAACCGGCUACAUGCUGCUCUCAACACAGAACUCACUUCACCCCUCAGCCCCUGAGAAACAAUCACUGGAACUGCUUGUAUCCUCAGUAGCAUUGGCCAUUCACUACACAAGAAUCCCACUCAGAGGCAUUCUGCUGACGAGUAGCAUGCCUGAAGUGUGUGAAACUGCUCCAUUCUUGGCAAGAAGACGGCAGAAUUUUAUACUCUCAGUUGCCAGUAUUUAAAUGAUUCCUGGAAGGUGUAAAUCUAGUGAGAGCCAAAGGCAUUUUGAGCCAAAGGCAUGAAGGAUGUUGGUACAUGGUGCCUAGAUCCCACAGAGAUGAGGUUAAGUAAAAGCAUAAUUGAAACAGAUUUGAUGGGAAUCAACUGGUUCUGCUGUGAAAACUACACUAUUAAAUUCCUCUGUUACUUAGGUGGAAAUUUAAGCCAGACAAAAAAUACAAAAGGAGGGAGGAACUCAGCCAUAAAAAGAUAACAUUUUGUGUGUAGGUCCUUUUGGAGGUCAAAGCUAAAAAUUGCAACAUUUCCCCACCAGUUCUAAUGAGAAUACCUUCCACCCCCCAUACACAAUUGGGUUUUUCAAGUCAAGAGAGUAUUUAGGCUGUGCUUUGAACUGGAGACACUGCUAGCCUGGAAGAGCUGGUCAGAUCCUAAGUGAAGUUCAAGAUCAAGGUUUGGUUUUACUUAAAAUUGAGACAAGUAGAAAAAAAUCACAAACGAGUGUGUGUGGGGUAGGAGGGGGGAGAAGAAGAGAUGUCAGUUCAGAAGCUUCCAAACAAACACUGGCAUUUCCCAAACAAAAUGUUGACAUUCUGAAAUGAAUAUAUGCAUUUUAAGCAUAUUUUCUUUUCAAGCUACCUUUUCAAAACAAAAUUUUAUUUUCUUGAUUAGAAAAUAGAAGAAUUUCAUUGGAAUUGAGAUUUUUCCCUUCGGGAGUCUGAUUUUGGUGAAGCCACAUUGACAAAAAAAGACUUGUCCAGAUUUUUUUGACCAACUCUAGUUCUAAGAGCAGUGUAACUCAGUGAAGGGGAGCAAGUCUAAACUUCCAUGAGUCCUAGCAUAUGGACCACAAAACCUGUAGAGAAGAAAAACACCUGCUUCAAGUAAAAGGAGACAAGUAUAAGAUUGUUUUGCCACUUGGGGGUUAUUUGCUUUAAAAAGAGGAAUGGAGGAUGACAUAUUGGAAUGCAGGAAUUGCAGAUUAAUCCUUAAGCUAUAAAAUAAGCUGCACUUCAGCCAGCAAACCCUCCACCGCCAUCUACGCAUGAAGUGGAGUUAAAAACUGAUUUGGUUUAAGUUGUAUAAUUUACAAUUUUCCACCUGCCUGUGAUUUCUUCCAGCAAUGUUUUGGGCCUAGUUUAUACCGCCUUGCAAAUGACAGCCCAGUGUGAGACAACAUCAUUUACAUAAUGGAGACUUCAAAACAAUGACAUUUCUAACUGCUGUGAAAUUUCGAUGCGCUCACCUUCAGUAAUUUUUUUUUGUUCUUUGGCAAAUGCUUUAUGAAGAGGAGUCACUCAGCACCCUGGAGAGAGACAUUUCCCUAACAAUGAUUUAAGAGGAUACAAUUUUUAAAAAUGCAUCACAAUUGAAAAAUAGCUAAAGAACUGUGGCAAUUUCAUCUUCUCUGUACCUUUAGCUUGCUCUAAGGCAAUGUCUACACUGCAGGCUUCUUGCACAAAAACUUCCGGAGUG
This is a messenger RNA of Pelodiscus sinensis (Chinese soft-shelled turtle), 4522 nucleotides long. The record is from RefSeq and is a predicted model, not a curated record. Lineage: Eukaryota; Metazoa; Chordata; Testudines; Trionychidae.